CAACGCUGGAUUAUCAAUCAGUGACGAUUCUGUCAAUUAUCUGAUGUAUUAUAUCGGUUGCGUUUCCCUGUUCAGGUUGCGCGUAUGGCGACACGAAAACUAGGGUCUUAUAAGUCGACGCCGACACGUGCAUAUAAUAAGAUAUAAGAGUCUUACAACCAACUACUUGCUUGCAUCAACACCCGACCCUAAUUCUCUCGUUCAAGACAACUUUCAAACGUCUGAUCAAACUCUCAAAGACACUCGCAAUGUCGACGACACAUCACAACAUCCACAGGAAGGCGGAAACCCUGCAUGGCUACGUCAACGAGCCGGCCCCGGGAGUUCCGUACUUCACGCCCAAGCAAGACCCGCCAGCAGGCACCGCCCUGCUGCCCGAGGGUCAGAAGGACAUUCCCAAGCUCUUCCGCCCUCUCAAGCUGCGAGGCUUGGUCCUCCAAAACCGCAUCGGGCUGAGCCCGCUGUGCCAGUACUCCGCCCAGGAUGGUCACUACACGAUGUGGCACGAAACCCACAUGGGAGGAAUCGUCCAGCGCGGCCCGGGCAUUGCCUGCGUCGAGGCCACGGCGGUCCAGCCCCGCGGCCGGAUCACGCCCGAGGACGUCGGCCUCUGGAAGGAUAGCCAGAUCGAGCCCCUGCGCAAAGUCGUCGAGUUCGCCCACAGCCAGAGCCAGAAGAUCAUGGUCCAGCUCGCCCACGCCGGCCGCAAGGCCAGCACCGUCGCCCCGUGGCUGAGCUCCGGCGCCGUCGCCGGCAAGGAGCUCAACGGCUGGCCGGACGAUGUGCACGCCCCCAGCGCCAUCGCCUGGAACGAGCAUCACGCCAGCCCGAAGGAGAUGUCGAUCCGCGACAUUGAGGAGUUCAAGGCAGCUUUCGCGGACGCCGUUCGCAGGGCUUUGAAGGCUGGCUUCGACGCGAUUGAGAUCCACAAUGCGCACGGCUACCUUCUCCACGAGUUCCUCUCGCCUGUUAGCAACAAGCGGACUGACAAGUAUGGUGGAAGCUGGGAGAACCGAGUCAGGCUGACAUUGGAGAUCGUCGAACAAACCCGCGCCAUCAUUCCCGAGGACAUGCCGCUCUUCCUCCGCAUCAGCGCCACCGACUGGCUGGAAGAGCAGAAGGACAUCCCCGAGUCCUGGACCGGCGAAGACACCGUCCGGCUCGCCCCCCUGCUCGCGGAGCGGGGCGUCGACCUCCUGGACGUGAGCACCGGCGGCAACCACGAGCGCCAGCACCCGCACGUCGCGCCGGCGUACCAGGCCCCCUUCGCCAUCAAGGUCAAACAGGCCGUCGGCAGCAGGAUGGCCGUCAGCUCCGUCGGCGCCAUCGAGAACGCCAGGCUCGCCAACGACCUGCUGGAGAAGGACGGCCUCGACGCCGUCUUCGUCGGCCGCGGGUUCCAGAAGAACCCCGGCCUCGUCUUCGGCUGGGCGGACGAGCUCGGCGUGCAGAUCAGCAUGCCCAACCAGAUCCGCUGGGGCUUCGGCGGCAGAGGCAAGAAGAGCAGCAGGGCUGUUACCGACAUCCCUGAGCUCAUCGGAAAGCCUUGAAGUGGCCGUGUAAGAGGCAUAGGAGCUGUUGUUGUUAGCCUAACGUAGACUAUGCGGCACGAUACAUAUUAGAACCAAAUAAAGCGACAAAAGCAUGUAUAUUACAUGAUUAUCGGACCGUUCCUCAAAAAGGCCGAGCAGCAUCACCCGUAUAUUGCAACACUACAUGUGCUCCGGAUGACACGGGCGUAUAAUCUGCAUCAUU
Molecule: messenger RNA, 1755 nt
Organism: Colletotrichum navitas
Lineage: Eukaryota; Fungi; Ascomycota; Sordariomycetes; Glomerellales; Glomerellaceae
Product: NADH:flavin oxidoreductase/NADH oxidase
Exons: 6
Coding region: 249-1550 (433 amino acids)
Cellular component (GO): intracellular anatomical structure
Molecular function (GO): FMN binding; NADP binding; NADPH dehydrogenase activity
Source: RefSeq, a predicted model, not a curated record